Messenger RNA from Thrips palmi, 3350 nucleotides. RefSeq names its product ATP-binding cassette sub-family G member 4-like. The record is from RefSeq and is a predicted model, not a curated record. Gene Ontology annotation, cellular component: plasma membrane. The coding region runs from base 322 to 2280 and encodes 652 amino acids. Lineage: Eukaryota; Metazoa; Arthropoda; Insecta; Thysanoptera; Thripidae. Gene Ontology annotation, molecular function: ABC-type transporter activity; ATP binding; ATP hydrolysis activity. The transcript is spliced from 11 exons.
ACAGCCGGUCGGCCAGACGCACGCGGUCAGCAUUCGGCCUGCCCUGCCCGGCGUAGCCUGGCGUAGCGUAGCCUGGCGUAGCCCGGCGUUGCCCCCGAGUCGCUUCUCCGGCCACACACCUCGCGGCUUCGCGCUUCGUAUCGCCGAGGCUUCGCGGAACCGCGUCCCCGCGUUCUGGCCCUCCCUCCCCGUGGCCGUCCGCCCCCAUGCGCCGGAAGUUCGAGCGCGUCUGCUUCAAGUUGGUCAAGUCGACCCUCAGCACGCUCCGCGGCUACCUGCACAAGUAGUGCCCCACGGCCCCCGCGGCCCCGCCCCGCAGCCAUGGACACCGUCAGGCUGGCGUCGUCGCAGCAAGUGCAGGUGGUGCCGGCGGCCGCGUCCAGGGCCUCCCCUGUGGACGAUGCGCCGCCCAACGCCAAGAAGUGCACCAUCAGUAACCUGGUGAAGCGGCCGCCCGUCAACAUCGAGUUCCACGACCUCAAGUUCACGACGCACACCUCGACUGGAGAGCCGCGGAACAUCCUCAACUCCAUCUCGGGCCGCUUCCUGUCCGGGGAGCUGUCCUGCAUCAUCGGGCCGUCCGGCGCGGGCAAGACCACCCUCAUGAACGUCCUCAUCGGCUACCUAAACUCGGGGCUGACGGGCACCAUCCAGACCAACGGGCUGCCCCGCAACCUGCGCCUCUUCCACAAGCUCAGCUGCUACAUCAUGCAGGACGACCUGCUGCAGCCCAGGAUCACCGCCCUCGAGGCCAUGACCGUCGCCGCCGAGCUCAAGCUGGGCACCGAGGUGUCCAAGAGACAGAAGCAGCUCGCGGUGGACGAGAUCAUGGAAACGCUGGGGCUGACGCCGUGCAGGAACACCCGCACGGAAAGACUGUCCGGAGGGCAGAGGAAGCGGCUCGCGGUCGCGCUGGAGCUGGUCAACAACCCCCCGGUCAUCUUCCUGGACGAGCCCACCACCGGCCUGGACAUCGUGGCCAUGAAGCACCUGGUGGAGGUGCUGCAGCUGCUGGCGCGCGGCGGCCGCACCGUGGUGGCCACCAUCCACCAGCCAUCCGCCUCGCUGUUCCAGCAGUUCGACCACGUGUACGUGCUGUGCGGCGGCAACUGCGUCUACCAGGGCGCCGCGCACCAGCUCGUCCCCUUCCUCGAGAGCAGCGACAUGAACUGCCCCAAGCACUACAACCCCGCUGACUUCGUGCUGGAGUGCUUAACGCCGGACAACGUCAAGACCAUGACGGCCAACAUCUCCAACGGCAAGCUCUGCAAGACCAGCAGCGAGCCCGCCAAGCACGUCUCGAGCUACCGCCAGGGAGGCUCGUCCAACAGCCUGAUGGACGCGCACCACGCGCACGCCGCCGCCCUCACCGAGACCGAGUUCGCGACCACCUUCUGGACGCAGCUCAUGGUGCUGUCCCGGAGGAUGUUCGUGCAGAGCUGGCGCAACAAGAUCGGGCUGGCCAUCCAGAUGAUGCACGCCAUCACCUCGGCCGUCUUCCUGGGCGGCAUCUUCCUCAACGUCGGCGACAACGUCACCCGGCCCUUCGAGAACUUCAAGUUUUGCAUCGGCGUCCUCGUGUACUUCAUGUUCACCCACUUCAUGGUCCCCAUUCUAUUGUACCCGUCCGACCUGCUCAUCAUGAAGCGCGAGUUCUUCAACAGGUGGUACGGCCUCAAGUCGUACUACAUCGCCCUGACCGUGUCAACGCUGCCCUACCAGUGGCUGUGCGGCGUGGUCUUCGCCACCAUCUGCUACCUGCUGUCCGGCCAGCCCAUGGUGUGGAGUCGCUACGCCUGGUUCCUGGGCACGAGCCUCGUCACCGGCAUGUGCUCCGAGGGCUACGGCCUCGUCCUCGGCACCCUCUUCAGCGUCACGAAUGGCUCCACCAUGGGCACGUUCUCGCUGGCGCCCAUGCUGGUCCUGGCCGUGUACGGCAUGGGCUACGGCAAGGAGGUGGAGCCCGUCUACGCCUACCUCAUGCAGCUCAGCUACCUCCGCUUCGGCCUCGUGGGCAUCGCGCUGUCGCUGUACUCCAACGACCGGCCGCCCAUGCACUGCGACGAGAACAAGGUGCCCUACUGCCACUACAGCAACCCCAAGCUCCUGCUCAGGGACCUGGGCAUGGAGGGGCUCAGCAACCACGUGCAGAUCCUCAACCUGCUGGUGUACCUGGUACUGUUCCGCGCGACGGCCUACCUGGCGCUGCGGUACCGCCUCACGGUGGGGCUGUCCGACCGGCUGCGCAACUACGUCCGAAAGAUCCUGCGCCACAAGUAGAGCCACGCGCCAAUUCUCAUACUGUACAUAACGAAACGUACCUGAAACGCCGCAGCGCGCCGGGUGAGCGGGCGACGGCCCGGCCUCGGCCCGGGCGCCGCGCGUCAAGAGAUUCAGCGAAACGACGACGAGAACGUCCUGGAGUUCGAAUCGAGUCCACAAACUACUCUGGAGUUGGAGGAGGGGGCGCGUUGUGCACUCCUGUGCGAGUGCUCCUGCACAUUGGAAGCAUUUGCACUCUUUCAUGCAAAUUUUCACAGGAAUGUGCACGAAAGUAAUCAUACAUAUAGUGUUCGCGCAACAGCUGCUACGCAAGAGCUUCUACGCAAGUGUUUCUGUGCACAGCAGAAGCGCGUUUCCUUGUCUUCAUGUCACUUCUCUGGCCUCUGGAAUGCCUUCUUGAAUGCCUUCUUUCUGGACCGACCAGUGCACUGCAGUGUGUCUGUGUGCACACAUGUGCGCGUGGUGGUAUCGGUGCUGGUGGCGAAGAACUGGACGGACUUCUUGCCCAUCCCGCCCGGACGACUUGUGAUAUGUUAUUGCCGACGAAUAACCCUGCACGAUAAGUAUUUAUUUCCCCUUGUUUUGAUGACCCGUUGGUGAGAGAGUUCUUCCUCCCGCUCUGUGUGUCGACUACGCUAAAAUUCUCUCUGAGUGCCUGUAAGUGAAUCCAUGUCAUGUGUGUAUGCGUGUGUGUUUGUGUGUGUGUGGUAAUGUGUGUCUAUAAUUAUCAGAACGAAUGAGAUCGUCAGAAUAAGUGGAAGCCAUAAUUGUCAUAUUUUAAGUUUGUGUGAUACCAUCUGUGAUUAAGUGUAAUGCAAAGAGCAAAUCCAUGCUGCCCGGUGAUGUUUCUCGCAUGAUUAUUCAAUUGUAAAAAUUAAAAUGUAAAAAAAAUACAAGCAUUUGCUCAGCGAAGAAAUGAACCGUGUCGGGUGCCCGAGAGGAGACAGGGUGUAAAGAAAAGUAAUGAGGUCGCCUCAUGUAAAUAUAGUUAAUAUGAUGUCCUGCUCAAUCUAGCCUCGUAGACUUCAAAUAGUUGUAAUUUAUGAAUAAAUUCAAGUUUUUCUUCA